Molecule: messenger RNA, 2900 nt
Organism: Ctenopharyngodon idella (grass carp)
Lineage: Eukaryota; Metazoa; Chordata; Actinopteri; Cypriniformes; Xenocyprididae
Gene: impdh1a
Product: IMP (inosine 5'-monophosphate) dehydrogenase 1a
Exons: 16
Coding region: 254-2035 (593 amino acids)
Biological process (GO): GTP biosynthetic process
Cellular component (GO): cytoplasm
Molecular function (GO): IMP dehydrogenase activity
Source: RefSeq, a predicted model, not a curated record
CUCAGUUCACACACGGUUGACAGUCUCUGGACACACGGUUGCGCGUCUCACCAUGAGACCCUGCUACAUCCAGAGCAGCUUCACACUCCUCAGAGCGCUGCUGUACGGGAUGAGAGACUGCUUUUCUCCGCAUUGAUAUGCACUUUAAUAGCUAUAGCCGUCAUCAUGUGAGUUACUGUACACGAGGGUGAAUAUUCAGCAGAAGGAAGUGUUUUCAUAACAGUGAUCCGAAAGAGAAAGUAACUCAAACCUCAUGGCUGAUUACCUUAUCAGUGGGGGAACUGGGUACGUUCCAGAAGAUGGACUCACUGCCCAGCAGCUCUUUGCCAUCGGUGAUGGUCUCACAUACAAUGAUUUCCUGAUACUGCCUGGCUUUAUUGACUUCACAUCCGAUGAAGUGGAUUUGACCUCUGCUCUGACCCGGAAGAUAACCCUGAAGACGCCACUCAUUUCCUCUCCUAUGGACACAGUCACAGAGUCCUCCAUGGCCAUCGCUAUGGCUCUCAUGGGUGGAAUUGGAAUCAUUCAUCACAACUGCACACCUGAGUUUCAGGCCAAUGAGGUCCGGAAAGUCAAGAAAUUUGAGCAGGGCUUCAUUACGGACCCUGUAGUGAUGAGUCCAAGGCACACUGUCGGUGAUGUGUUUGAAGCAAAGGUACGGCACGGUUUCUCCGGCAUCCCGGUUACCGAAACCGGCAAGAUGGGAAGCAAGCUAGUGGGCAUCGUUACAUCACGAGACAUCGACUUCCUGUCAGAGAAAGAUUACGAUAGGCCGCUGGAGGAGGCAAUGACAAAACGAGAAGAUUUAGUGGUUGCUCCAGCAGGUGUAACAUUAAAAGAAGCAAAUGACAUCUUACAGCGCAGUAAAAAAGGUAAACUGCCUAUAGUGAAUGACAGCGAUGAGCUCGUAGCUAUAAUAGCUCGUACUGAUUUAAAGAAGAACAGAGACUAUCCUCUAGCCUCCAAAGACUCUCGCAAACAGCUGCUGUGUGGCGCAGCCAUCGGCACCCGAGAGGACGACAAGUACCGGCUGGACCUGCUCAUGCAGGCUGGAGUGGACGUGAUAGUUCUGGACUCUUCUCAGGGGAACUCAGUGUUUCAGAUCAGUAUGAUCAACUACAUCAAACAGAAAUACCCAGACCUACAAGUGGUGGGAGGGAACGUGGUGACUGCUGCUCAAGCAAAGAAUCUUAUAGAUGCCGGGGUUGAUGCUUUACGAGUGGGCAUGGGCUGCGGAUCCAUCUGUAUCACACAGGAAGUGAUGGCGUGUGGGAGACCACAGGGCACGUCUGUGUAUAAGGUGGCUGAGUACGCCCGGCGUUUUGGAGUUCCAGUCAUUGCAGACGGUGGCAUUCAGACGGUCGGGCACGUUGUGAAAGCCCUGGCGCUGGGAGCAUCCACAGUGAUGAUGGGGUCAUUGUUAGCAGCAACCACCGAAGCGCCUGGGGAGUAUUUUUUCUCAGAUGGCGUACGACUGAAGAAGUACCGUGGUAUGGGCUCUUUGGACGCUAUGGAGAAAAACAACAGCAGUCAGAAACGUUACUUCAGUGAAGGUGAUAAAGUAAAGGUAGCUCAGGGAGUCUCUGGCUCAGUUCAGGAUAAAGGCUCGAUACACAAGUUUGUUCCAUACCUCAUCGCUGGAAUUCAACAUGGCUGUCAGGAUAUCGGUGCAAAGAGCCUGUCCAUUCUGCGAUCGAUGAUGUACUCCGGAGAGCUGAAGUUUGAGAAGAGGACAAUGUCUGCUCAGGUUGAGGGCGGAGUUCAUGGACUGCAUUCUUCCUCCCAGAGACCCUCAGUCCAUCCCUUCUUACGUUGUCAUGGAAAAGUAGAGUUUACAUGUGAAAAUGUCUUCUCUUCCUUUCUCUUAUGCCGUCAUCAUAGAUAUUCUUUUGUGCCAUUUAUGAGAAGCGGUUAUAUUGAGCCCGGGCAGCAGGGGGCACAUGAGAGCAGGACCCAAUGUCCCGUCACCCGCCGUCACAAAACACAGCAGCUAAACGUGAUUUCUGUUAUCCUCAGCCCCUAUACUUUUUCCUGAUGGCUUUGGAUAAACAUUAAAAAAAUAAAAAUAAAACUGUCUGAUUGUAAUAAAAGCCAGCAACAGUACUGAAUGUACUAUGGACUGUUUUGAUUCUCUUUGUUUAUUUAUUUUCGGUUCUCCCUGUAAGAAAUUAGACUUGGCAAUAGAGAGAUUAUUUUCAAAAUGCUAUGAAUGUACUACACCAUCUGAAAUAUGAGGAUUCUACGUGUGUGUAUAUGUGUGAGAGAGUGUCUAUGAACAUUUAUGAUACAGUAUGUGAUAUAAAUGGUAUGUUUUGUCAAACUGUCAAAAUGUUCUAAUUAAAAUUGUCUGUUGGUUUAUUAGCAAUAAUACUUGUCGUGGUAUAUGAGAAAAUCAUGUGCAUAUCACAUUGCCAUUAGAGUGUUAUGAGUUAAAUGUAAUCUGAGAAAUGCAUUUGGUUUUUAUUUUUAUUUUUCCAGAAUAGCAAGUUUGCAGGCUGCUUGUGUCAGAGUGCUUUUCAGGCUAUCCCGUUAGUCACAUAGCACUAGAACAAUGUUAUUUUAUGGAUCAGAUUAUCAGUAUCAGCCUUAAAAUCAGGGAUUCUGUACUGUUACUCGCCUUACACUAGUCAAUAAUGUACACAGACUUUAGAGAUGCUCAUUUUUUAAAGUUUAUUUAAUAGUUUCACACAUUUGCAUCAUUUAGAUAUAUCAAACAUUUUACAGUAUAUAAAAGUAAGCAAUUGAGAUUUUACAAGGCCAGAAGUGAAGGACAGUAAAAAAAACAUUUGCUGUAAAAGUGACACUUUCAAUUUUGGGCUCCAUUUUGUAGUUUGCCAAGACUGUUGUGUUGUCAUUCUGAAGAUAAUGCAGUUGAAAGAAUAAAGAAUGAGUUUUAUAGA